Pocillopora damicornis (cauliflower coral) is the source of this 1377-nucleotide messenger RNA. RefSeq lists its product as uncharacterized. Gene Ontology annotation, cellular component: plasma membrane. The record is from RefSeq and is a predicted model, not a curated record. Gene Ontology annotation, molecular function: protein binding; G protein-coupled receptor activity. Gene Ontology annotation, biological process: cell surface receptor signaling pathway; G protein-coupled receptor signaling pathway. Lineage: Eukaryota; Metazoa; Cnidaria; Anthozoa; Scleractinia; Pocilloporidae.
UAGCACUACUCUGUGAUUCUCUCCCACCGACGCAGCGCCACAGUUUCUUUAGAAACUUACCUCCUUUAAAUUUUAUCAUUUUCAAAGAAACCUUCUUGUCGUUAAAAAUACAGAUUUCCAGGCGAAGAAAGCGGCUGAAUGGAGAGGAAAGUUACAUAUCUCUUUGGAAUCAUUGCCUUUGCCAUUUUUUUCCGGACGAGAGCCUAUCAGAGAGGGAAUUUGUUCAAGUGUAAAGAAGGAAACAUUUUUAUUCGUGAUACUCAUCGCUGCAAUGGAAUACAUGAAUGCCCAGAUGCAUCAGAUGAAACUGGCUGUGACAAUGUCCUUUGCAAAGACGAAGAAGGAGAUACGUACGUUAUAAAAAGUGAUGAAGGUUGGCAAGCGUCGAGUUGUCUUCUCUGCCAAUGCAGGAAAGGAAUGCUGGAGUGUCGAAAGAGAUUAGAAAUUAACUUUCCUGGCUACUUUACUGAUUUCUAUGUCCACGAAGAGAUUUGCACACAGCCUUCAUGCAAGAUUAAGAAGUUUUUAAGCAAAAAAGACGAAUGCAAAGGUGUUGAACUGAUAGAGAACGCUGGAAUAGCGUUCAAAGGUCAAAGUUGGCGACAUGGUAAUUGUUCCUUCUACUUCCCUGGGGUUAUCGGCACGCUAGAUGUAUGUCCACCAAUGAGCAGACCCAUCUGUUAUGUUUACAAUGGAAAAAUCUGCUGUGCUAAGCAUUGUCCAGGUCUUCAAGAAAUUGCAAAUCACAUCAGAGGGAAUCCUACUCUAUGUCCCAAUGGUCGCCAGCUAACAUCAGCUGACAGUUUUUGUUCACGAAAUUUUGACCUCAAAAAUUGUUCAUCAGAUGUUACUUGUCGGGAUGAAGACUUAAACCAUUACUUUGAAGGCUCAACAUGGCGUGUCGGUGACUGUAUGCAGUGCGCGUGCAAUCAAGGGAAAAUUCAUUGCUUAAGGAAACUACGGCUGGUACUUUUUUCGAAAUUUGGAUACAAAGAUGUUCUAAAGUACAUAAAAACCGACAACUGCAACCAAAGAGAGUGCAAUGUGGCGGAAUUUAUGAAAAAGAAGCACAGAGUGUGCUCAGCUUGUUCCUGGAAUGGUAAGCUCUAUUACGAUGGUGAUCGCUGGAAAGAAAACGGCGUGGAUUUUUAUUGUAGCUCUGCAUCUGAAAAAGUGAGACCUGGAUGCUAUGUGGAAGCUGGUCUAGUUGACUGCACUGGUGCUAUAUCAGAAUUAAGGAAUCUGUCCUCAAUAUCUAAAGACAAGCUCUUCUUGUGUGCAAGUGGUGACAAGAUCAGACCGUUUGGUGACAGAUGCAAUAAAGAGGCUAGUUGUGAUGACCAAUCAGGCGAGUGGAAUUGUGAUCAUUGUGAGUAG